Messenger RNA from Amphiprion ocellaris (clown anemonefish), 1981 nucleotides. RefSeq names its product ubiquitin-conjugating enzyme E2G 1a (UBC7 homolog, yeast) (gene ube2g1a). The coding region runs from base 159 to 671 and encodes 170 amino acids. The record is from RefSeq and is a predicted model, not a curated record. Gene Ontology annotation, molecular function: ubiquitin conjugating enzyme activity. Gene Ontology annotation, biological process: protein polyubiquitination; proteasome-mediated ubiquitin-dependent protein catabolic process. Lineage: Eukaryota; Metazoa; Chordata; Actinopteri; Pomacentridae. The transcript has 6 exons.
GGCAGCAAGCAGGAGCAAGAGACGGAGACGAAGAAGAAUAAUGACGCGAAUGCUAAACGGAAAAUAGAAGAGACUGAGUACUGCUUAGUGAAUAUUAAAUUAACGCCGUUACCUCGAAAUAUUCCCAUUGAACAUAGCUGCAUUACAUUUGCUGAACUAUGACAGAGCCUCAGUCAGCGUUGUUACUCAGGAGACAGCUUGCAGAGCUGAACAAAAACCCAGUGGAGGGAUUCUCAGCAGGCCUGAUCGAGGAUAAUGAUCUCUACAGAUGGGAAGUCCUUAUUAUUGGGCCUCCGGACACACUGUAUGAAGGUGGUGUGUUUAAAGCUCAUCUGACAUUUCCCAAAGACUACCCUCUCAGGCCACCUAAAAUGAAAUUUAUCACAGAUAUUUGGCACCCAAAUGUUGACAAGAACGGAGAUGUAUGUAUUUCUAUUUUGCACGAGCCUGGGGAGGACAAGUAUGGCUAUGAGAAACCAGAAGAACGCUGGCUACCUAUCCACACAGUGGAAACCAUUAUGAUUAGUGUUAUCUCUAUGCUGGCAGACCCAAAUGGUGACUCACCAGCCAAUGUGGAUGCUGCAAAGGAGUGGAGGGAGGACAGACAUGGCGCAUUCAAAAGGAAAGUUGCCCGUUGUGUACGAAAAAGCCAAGAGACUGCAUUUGAGUGAUAUUUAGCAAGGAACUAGCUUCAUGUUUUCAGGGUCUCCAAUUGAAAAUCAAUAUGGCACUGUUUCCUGCACUCUUCCACCUUCUUGCCAGGCUUGUCCUCCUUUGUUUUGGCAGGAACAGACUGGCUACCGUAGGCUGCAAUAGAACAUAACAGUGACUACCAAGGAUGACAGAAAAUCGCCAAGCAAGUGCCAACUCAAAAAACAAACAAGAAAGCCCAGAAGAUGAUUAAACAUUUUUCGAGUCUAUGAACUGCUUCAACAUUCAGGAAGAUAUUGUAAAGACAUGUAUAUAGCACAGACUAAACUGGAUAAUAUAUACGCUCCCUUCCAUUCAUCAAGACAUUUAGACCAAAUGAAUAGUGCUGGUUCGGAUAGAUUUAUUUUCGUCCAUUUUCCUUCUUUCAGCUCCAGCAUGCAUUAGUUUUCUUUAGCUUGUUUUCACAGGAGGUCUUAAAUAGGAAGAGAAUCACAGUGCUGUUGGAGGAAUGUCACCUGUGAAGAGCUUGGCUGAUUCAAGUGAGAAGUGACUGAGGAUUACCGCCAUAUUAGAAUACACAGCUGUUCUCUUGGGUUCUUUAACACUCAGAACUGAACAUCAUGUGUACCUGAAUGAUUUUGUUUUUCGUUGUCAGAAGUCUUACCAUCCUGCUCAGUUGACUGAAGAAAGAAACAUACCCCUUAAUUUUUGUGCAUGCUAAAUUUUGUUUAUCUUUUUUUUCAAAAGUGCCUCCUAAGAAAAUGCUUGGCCACUUCACCCUGCAUUGAACAAUUGUUAAAAAUGUUUGUUUUUUUUUUUUUAAAAAAAGGGGAAAUUGUGAACCACAUACAGUAUAAGUUUAUUAUAUAGCCAACACACAGGGAAUCUGUUUAAGUAGGGUAUUAGUAACAAUUUGGUGUAGCAAUAACUCAGCUAGUAUGAAGUGUACACAUGUUAAUUUUUGGUAUCCUGAUACAGUUUGAGGUCCUACUCUCCAAUAUUCUUUUAUUUUAGCAGCGCCUCUUUCCUUGUCUGUGUUGUCCUCGGUAGGAGUUGUUAUGCAUGCUUUAUCUUACUUUUUUUGGUUUGAUUUUUUUGCUGAAUGUUUUUGGGUUUCCGUUUGCGAAUGUUCGAGUGUUUGUGUAUACAGUAUGUGUUCCCGUUUUGUUUUAUCGCUCUUUCCCCUCAUCCACAAUCUCAUGAUUAUUCUGCUCACUGAACUAUUACAGUUUUGCCUAAUGUACAAAGAGAAAAUACUGAUGUAUAUUUUUCAUGUUAUGAAACCUGUCACCUGUAGUGAGUUCUUCUAAAAUAUGACUUUUUUUCAAUA